Messenger RNA from Meloidogyne enterolobii, 193 nucleotides. NCBI's taxonomy places the organism in Eukaryota, Metazoa, Nematoda, Chromadorea, Rhabditida, Meloidogynidae. The record is from the annotation of a GenBank genome assembly.
AAUGUUCAACUUGCAAAAUCCUUCUUUUCUUUUUUUUUAUUUCACCAAAACAUCCACUUUUCUUUACUUGAAUACCAUUUUACUGCUUCUGGUCGUUGACUUGCGCCUUCGCCUCCAACCCUCAUUCCUCUCUUUAUCCCAUUUUGGCCAUUCAAGUAUUUUAACUGUUUAUGUAUGUCAGUCAUCAACUUAA